AUUCAUUAUUUCAUAGUUUUCAUAGGCCCGGAGAACAGGUACAAUUUCACUAGACCUUCUGCUUCAGGGAUGCUUUGAAACCCUUUGAGGCUGCAAUGAAGUUAUUGGCUCUAAGCCAGAUUUGGUGUUGCAUACCUGUAAUCCCAGUAACUCAGGAGUCUGAGGCAGAAAGAUCAUAAGUUUGAGACCAGUCUGUGCAACUUAGCAAGAGCCUGUUUCAAAAGAAAAAAAAAAAAAAAAAAAGAAAGAGAAAGGAAAGGUGGGGUAGCGUUGGAGAUAUAACUAAGUAGCUCAGUGGUAGACCACCCCUGGAUUCAAUUCCCAUUACUGAAAAAGUUAUUGGCUUGGGCUGAGUUUUCAAGGCCUUCCUGGAGAAGGAUCUGCUUCCAAGCUCACUUCCAUCUUUGGUAGAAUUUCAGUUCUUCAGGGGCUGUUGAAUUGAGAGGCUCUGCUUAUCAGCUAACUUGACAGCUGGAGUUGAUCUCAGUUCCUUGAUACUUUGACCUCUGCAAGAUGGCAGCUUUCUUCAUCAAAACAGAAAAGAUAAAGAGUCUGCUAGCAGGAUGGGAAUUAUAAUCUUAAGUAGCCCAUUCAUAGAUGUGAUGUCACCUUUGCUGUAUUCUGUUGGUUAGAAACAAGUCAGUAGGCCAGCCUACACUCAAAGGAGAGAAUUAUACACAGGCAUGAAUACCAGAAGGCAGGGAUCACUGCAUCAUUGAAUAGAUCUUAAAAUUUGUCUGCUGUAGUGCUCAGUUGAGAGGAAAAAAGAAAAAUCAGUUCAGGCUAAAAGAGGUGGUAUUACAAAGUAGUGGAGUGCAAUGAUGUUGAAGUCAAAGAUCUGAACUUAACUCUCCACUCUGACAAAAUAACUUACCAGCUGGCAUUCCUGCUUCCCUGCUAUCCCCUCUUCAGUUCAUUCUGCAUAUAGUCAGGUUGAUUCUUUGAAAAUGCAGAUUACCCUCACCAUUGACAUUUCCAACCACUGGAACUGGAGAGCAGUGAUUCAGACGAGAACCACAGUAAUCGUGCUGAUGCGCUUCCUGAACUGACAUUCAGAUAGUGCCAUUCCUUUCCUGUUUAAGCUAAUGACCAGGCUUAGGAAAGGCUAGUGGCAAUGUGAGGUAGUCAGAAUGGGGGACUAGGACCCAGUGAUUAUGUGCUGUAACUACUUUUCAUUCAACCGUCCAUCCGUCCACCCAGUAAUUCUGUAAGUAUUAAGCACCGCUGGGGAGAUAGCUCAGUCGGUAGAGUGCUUGCCUUGUAAGCACAACGCCCUGGGUUCAAUCCCCAGCACCAAAAAAAAAAAAAAAAAAGUAUUGAGCACCUUCCGGGUUCCAGGUUCUAAAGUAUAAUACAGCUGAAAUAGGGCCCUAUUCACAGGAGUGCACAGUCCCAGUAGGUGAGGAAGCAACCUAGUGACCACAGCAUGGUAUAAGAAGGGCUGUGCUAAAGGUAUGCAUGGGAUAUUCUAGAACAUAGCUUGGAGAAUUUGGGAAGACUCUUUGGAGGAACUGAUAAAAAUAACUGGGUGCUCCAACAAUCUUCUCUAUAGGAAGUUUGUCUUUUGUCUUUUAGGGGUUAGGGUAGGGUUCAUUUUUGGGUGGAGUUUAUUUGUAAAUGAAGAAAAGGACAUCCUUUUAACAGCCCAUGUCAACCAAAAUAAUCAUGGGCAUCAGGCUGGGUGCAGUGGGAUGUAUCCUGCCUAGAAGAUUCUUAUUUCUGAUGGGGAAUAGAUGAAAAGCAGGAGCAAAAGCAAUUCCAGACAAAAAAUAACAUGUGAAGGGUGUUGAUAAGAAACAGCAUGACAUUGGGGAAUUGGAUCCAGUCUAAAGUGAAGAAUAUGAGACUUUUUACAGUGCAAAUGCAGACUACUGGAGGUAGGGAUGGCGAGUGGCAGCCUAGCCUGAGCUGGGAGGUUGACUUUAGAGCUUUCCACUGCUGCAGUGCUGCUGGUGUCCUCUUCUUCCAUAAUUCCUGUCAAGAUUGUGGGUGGGAACCCAGCAUAUUGGUGCAUGCUUGUAACCCCAGUCACUUGUGAGGUUGAGGUAGGAGGAACUUAAGUUGAAGGUCAGUCUCAUCAGUUUAGUGAGGCCCUAGCAACUUAGACCCCAUCUCAAAAUAAAAAAACGGACUAGGCAAUCCUAGUACCACAAAAAAAGAAAAGAAAAGAAAAAAAAGAACAUGAGCCAGGGGCUAUGGGACAACUGAGGUAAUAAGGAUUUGGGGUAGGGAGUAGGUAGAAGCCUCAUUUUGGCUGCAGAAGCUGGAUGGAGGAAAACCAUUAGAAGGUUCUGUCCCUGUUCCAGGCAGAUGAUGGAGGUCUGAACUAAGAUUGUGGUGGAAUGAGAGGUGUCAUAUUUCCUCAGUGGUAAGAUAACAUUUUUCUUUCUCCACAUUUUAGUAUCUGAAACCUUCUAAAAGUCAAUGGUAAGUCACAGUCUUGUGACAUUUUUUCUUUCUUUACGCUACAUAAAAUAAUGGUGUGUCUUAUAAUGGAUAGUGUCUUAGAGGAAGCAAGGCAUUUUGAAAGUAAAAUAAAUUGCCAUCUUAUUAACAAUAAAAUAGGGGUGGUGUGAGAGAGGGAGAAACCUUAGGUAAUGCUUGAAUUUCUAGCGUGAGUAUCUGCAUGGAUCCACAACAAAAUAUGGAAGAGGAAGACAUUCCUGACAUUUUCCAGAAUACUUAGCUAUCUGUAUUUGCUACAAUAAUUCACCUUGCUGACCCUUCUCAGGCUCACUGGGUUUAAUAGCUGGGUUUAACAGCUCCCUUCACCUUAGGGGUCUAGGAGGGCUUGUCUUUUCCUUCUUAAGUUGUCAGUCCACGAACAUUGAGAGUAUUAGUGUUGUAGGUAACAAAGGUGAUAAAAUACUGUGUAGUGAGUCGGGUGUUCCCAUUAUCUCACUUAAUCUUCAUAUAAAUCCACCACUUAUUAGGUAUGUAUUCCUGUUUUACAGAGUGGGAGCAUCUGCUCAGAUUCACAAAGUGACCCGUGGUUAUAGAGAUGACAAAUGGUAGAAGUUUGAUUCAAAUAGUCCUAUUUGAUUCGAGUCUGACCAUAACCUUAAUCAUGUUUUGGUUAAUCAUGUUUAAGGUAGUCCUAAAGGAUCUCAGCGUAGGGCUAUAGAGUUACAUUAUAAAAGUGAUAUAGUAAGAUGUAUAUAUGAGAUACUAUGGGAAUAGAUCAUUUAGUGUUUAGUGAUUGGCAUGGAGAGGAGGCAUACAGAGGACAGAAGUAACUUCCCUCAGGUCACAUCACUCGGAAGCAAUUGAGCCCAUGUCUCUGGCAUUAAAGCCUGUAUGCAAAAGAUAGGGUUUAGCUGGGCACAUGGUGAACACUUGUAAUCCCAGCAACUUGGGAGGCUGAGACGAGGAUUGCAAAUUCAAAGCCAGCCUCAGCAAAUUAGACCCCAUAUUAAAAUAAAAUAAAAAGGACUGGGGAUGUGACUCAGUGGUUAAGCACCCCAGGGUUCAAUCCUCAGUGCUCUCCCCUACCACCAAAUAAAAAGGUAAAGUUCCUUUCUUCCCUCAAGGAGCUGGAGUUGGGAAGGAAGGAGUUUCUAAGUGCCUAAAGGAAUUAGACCUCCAAAAUUUAGGCAGAUUUGGUUCAGUGGAUCGUUUCCUACUUGAAAGCCUUUUUUGUUUUGAUUUGGAGUAUUCUGCUUUUCUCCUACUUCACUGACUGUACCUUUUCUGCAUAUAGAUCCUCCUCUUUGUGAUACCUAUAUUUGGGGGCCAAGUCCUUGGUCCCCCCUUGUUUCUGUCUGCUGGGUGAUCUAAUCCAUUCUUGAGGCUUAAGUACCAUUCCUGAGCUUCUACUCAUCCGCAUGCUUUCUUUUCACACACCAAGCUGUGCCUUCAUGAGAACCCUUACCUUUGCUGUUGCAUCUGCUUGGAAUGUUGCCCUGAGAUCUUUAUAUGGUUUGUGUCUUCUGCUUGCUUAGGUCCCUGCUCAGAUAUCAUUUUCUUGGUUGCUCUAUCAGAAAUACCCACUCUUCUCACACCAGAAAGCUCUGAUCUGUCCUCAAAUUCAAGCAGUCUUACUUGACAUCUCUUCUUGGCUCAUACUCAUAAAUUUAAUAUGUUCACAACUAAAUUCUUGAGUUUAUCCCCAAAACCUGUUUCAUUCCCAGUUCUCUUUAUCCAUCAGCAUCUGUCUCAGUUACUGAGGCCUAAAACUAAGUCAGCCAUGAUUCCAGCUAUUCUCCCCACAUCAGUCAGCAAGUCUCAGCUCUGCCUUCAAAGUAUAUCCCAAGUCUGACUGUUUCUCAUCACAUCCAUCCUUCCCUUUUGGUCCUACCUACCAACAUCUCUAGCUUGGUCUAACACAGUAGGCUUCCAGCUUGUCUUCUUGCAUCCACUCCCACCCUUCUUUGGUCUGUGUCCACAGAGACUUCCAGCAUCAUCUUUCAACACUAUAAAUCAGAUCACUUGCCUCUAUUUUAAAACAUGCCAAGAGUUUUCACAACACUUGGAGUAAGAUCCAGAGUUCUUGCCAAAGUUCUGUAUGAUGUACCACUCUCAGAACUCACCAUGUUCCCUCUAUGCCAGCCUUGCUUUCUUCACACACACCAAGCUGUGCCUUCAUGAGAACCCUUACCUUGGCUGUUGCAUCUGCUUGGAAUGUUGCCCUGAGGUCUUUACAUGGUUUGCAUCUUCUGCUCACUUAGGUCCCUGCUCAGACAUCAUUUCCCUGGUUGCCCUAUCAGAAAUACCCACUCUUCUAACACCAGAAUGCUGAUCCUGCUUUGCUUUCUGUAGCACUUAACCAUGGCCAGAAAUGGUUUAUUUCUCACCUCUCCCCUAUACUUGAGUAUACUUUCUAGGAGGAGAGAAACUGUGUAUCUCUAGCACCCAAAAUAGUGCCUGGUGUAUAGUAGGUACUUUCAUAAUGAACUGAUGAGCAGAUGGAUAUCUGUAGCUCUGCAUUUAUAUCCUGCAAAGGAUCUAAAUUAGUGCAGCUCAUAGAAAUAAAAUGUGAGCCACAAGUGUAAUUUAAAAUUUUUCCAGCAGUCAUAUUGAAAAAGUGAAAAGAAACAGGUGAUUAGCUUUAGCAAUACAUUUUAUCUAACCCAGUCUAUCCAAAAUAUUAUUUCAACAAUACAAAAAAUUAGUUAUUUUACAUUUUUUUAAAUGAAGAAUUGAAAUUCUGGUAUAUAUUUUAUAUAUAUAGCCCAUCUCAAUUCAGACAAGUCAAGUUUCCAGUGCUCAGUAGCCACAAAUAGCUAGUGACUUCCAUAUUAGUGCAAGUGUGGAUAGCUUAACCUUAUGUUCUUCACUUCUGGUGAAUCUUGAUGGAAGGCAGCUGGAAACUUAUUGCAGGGGGAGGAGGAUCUUUCUCAGCUACUCCUUCCAAGGAAGCUGUCGCUCAGAGAUGCAUGAUCAUAUUCUUAGAAUAAGGAUAAUUAUGAUGAAUGAUGAAGACUAAAUUUUCAUGCUAAUUACUUCAAAUAAUCUCAUUUAAUUCUCACAACAAUUCCAUUUUAUAGAUGAGGAAACAUGUUCAGAAAAGCAUUGUUAACUUGUUCAAACUUACACAGCUGGUGUUAUAGCUGGAAUUGUAAACUUGGUUGAAGUCAAAGCUGAGGGUCUGACCAUCUUGCUACAGUGUUUAAUUUGCCCCUUAAUGAUUCACAUUGUUGGAGAAAUGGAGGGCCAGUUAAGAUUGGGUGAGAUGAGGAUAAUGUCUUUACAGCAUCUAGCACAGAGCUGGCUGCCAGGUAGCCCCUCAGGACACUCCAGGUCCUGUACCCUCUUUCCCUUGCUGGUCAUAAAGUGUCACUUGACCUAGCUCCACUCUUUCCCUGUCCGUAUUCUGCUGUGGAGCCCCAGGAGCUCUUGUUGCUGCAGUUUAGCCUUAAGGUAGGCCUGCACAUUUGGGGCAGGGGAAUUUGGGGGCCUGACCUUAGGACUGGUGUCUGAAACCUACUGUCUGCCAUAUGCAGACGCCUCAGGGAGGUUCUUACCUUCCCCCUUUCCUACCUCCGAUCACACCUCAUACUGACAACUUCCAUUCCUUUUUGUGGCUCUCUGGUCUUCCCGUUUCUCAUGUAGCAUUACAGAUCCUCCACAGUGGCUGUGAGAAUAACUUUUUCUCAAACAACUUGAACUAAGUCAUGUCCCUACUUAAAAACAUUGUCUUCAGGAUUGAGUCCAAAUUCUUCAGCUUGCCAUCCAUCUGACAAGUAUUACUAUGUACUUAGGCCUUCUUCAUAGGCCCAAAGAAUAGUAGCAAACUAAGCAUAAAAAAAGGCCUGCCCACAUGGAGCUGACAUUCCGGGGGUGCUCCACAAUGUGGACCCCAGCAUCCCUUCACAGUCUUAUCUCAUCCAACAAGGCUCCAGGUCGAUCUGCAGCAUUGGCUUUGCACAGAACAAAAGCCCACCGCAACUCUCUCACCCGCAAAGUCCCCCUGACUGGCCUGGAUGGAGAGAACAGUUCCCUUUCCUUAUACUCCUCGAUGGGCCCUGCCGACCCACUGAAAGACCUAGGGCGCCCCUGGAAAUUGAGGCCCAUUGCCUCUGGCCCGCAGCCCCUCCCUUGCCCUCGGGAUUGUGAGCUAAGAGCCAGGGGUAAGAGGCUCGGUCCGCGGCCGCCGCGCUUGCCUGGGCUGGUCCCCUCCACUGCACAGGCAGAGGGAAAGGAGUGCGGUCCCUAGCCCCAUCGAGGAAUGUUUCGUCCCCAGGUGAGCAUUCGCCGAGGGGCUGUCGGGGCGAGGGAGGGGACGCUCUCCUCCCGGGUACUGACGUCCUGGUUGUCCUGGGCGGGCCUCGAGACCAAGACCGCAAGGAGGGGCCAGGAAGCAGCGGUGUAGGGUCCCCCAAGGGGCGGGGUCUGAGUCAGGUCCUGGUUCCGGUCUCCAGGGAAAGAUUGGGGUGAGCUUGGGGAGGCCUAGUGCAUUCCUGCCAGAAAACCGUCUGCAUGCUCGCCCCUGGCGAUGCCGGAGGCACCACUCAUUACUUUUUCCAGAAACUUCAGAGUCUUGCUCGACUCUCCCUGCCGCAGCACCCUACCUUUCUCCUCGUUCACAUCUCUCCGCCGCUCAUUAGUUUUUUUUUUUUCCCCCCCGCUCAUUAGUUUAAUUGCGGAUUUCCAUUUCCCAAUUUGUUCCCAUGCCACAAACCACCCUCCACUUCUCACCCGUAUCUGACCAAAACAUGACUCCCUUCCUAAACAUCGCACUGCCUGCCCACAGACUGCAAAUCAAGGUCACAUCUGCACUGUCACAACCUGUGGCCUCCCCACCAACUUCUCUUCCAGUCACAGUUCUCCUGGGAAGCAACCUCCUUGCAGUGAUUUUACAUCUGUAGUUACCUUGGCCAGGAGUGCCCAUGCCCCUGGUUCAUCCUUAGAGACCCUGGUUGCACAUUGGUGAAUCCUUGAAGGUCCCCACCCCAGUCUGAGUCUCUCCUUCCCUAUUGCACUCACAGCAGCUGGGACUUGAUUUUCUUACUGACCUUGUCUCUACACAGUUGCCUACCCUACCUACCAGACUCUAGCUUCUUGAGGGUGCUGCCUGGCUCUUGUUCUCUCUGUCCUCCAAACACAGUGCCUGACACAAAGUAGUCAUCAGAAAAAAGAAAAAAGAAAAUUAAGUGAACACAUGGAAGAUUUGGGUGGUUGCUGGAUGUGUCGAAGGAGCAGAGUUAUUGAGAAUUCAGUUGAGACACCUUCUUGGAGGCCACAAAGAUAGGGGUUAGAUGUCAGGCAGAAAAGAUUUAGUGCAGUGAGAAGACCUCCUGAAGACCAGAGUGAUGGAGUAUAUUAAUAUACCAGAUAUUGAACACCUUCUAUUGUCAGGCCUCAUGCUGGGCACCGGGGACCUCCGUCUGCACUCAGGUUGCAUCGUUUGUAGCAAAGAAGGAAGACAAGGUAGGCGAUGCCAAUACAGAGUGCCAAGUGUCACACGGUGAGCACAAGAUGUGACCUUACAGAGGAGCACCUGUAGGCUCUGGAGUGGGGAGGAAGGGUGUCAGGCUUUCCAAAGAGGAGCACAGCCCAACCUAAGAUCCAAGGGAGGUCCUGGAAAGGGGCUAAGGGGUCCCAGAGAGGGGAUGGGAGAUCUGAGCAGGGCUGGUUUGCCACAUGAAGGCAUGCAAGAAGCUGGAGUGUGACCAGAUGCUCUUGCAGGCCAGGGCUAUGUAAAAGCCUCAGCUCUGACCCCUUGUCUGAGAAGCCUCCUUUCCUGCGUAACAGGCAAAACCCUUCUGUGCUCCCUAAGUAGGCUGGUCAUGACUCUUUUCAGAGCAGGUCUUGACUAUUCCUUGGAUGAUGAGGCUAAGUCUUAAUCUUCUCUGUGUCCCAAGCACCAGGCACUGUAUCUUGCUCAUUAAUACAUGUUUGCUGAAUGAAUGAAUUGUUCCUUAUUCCUGUGGAUUUCUACAGCCCUUACCCUGGAGGUCACAUCAUUACACCCCUGGUACCUUUUCAUUAUGCUGCAAAUAGCAUUUAAUUUGGGAAGAGGAGACUCAAGUCCAGUCCUGGCUUCACCAUUUACUGAGACAAGUCACUUAACUCAUUCUGAAACCUCUUUUUCCUUUUGUAAGAUGAGGUUCCUAUGUGAAGGGUGUCUAAGUCUCCACAGGCAUGCAUGAGUCGUCUUUCUCGGGGCAGGCUGAAAGUUCCUUGAAGGCAGGGACCAGGGUUCUCCCAGCCCAUAGCACAGGCUGAGCAUAUUACCAAUACAAUGUUCAGUCCUAUUGGUGGGUAGACAGUGGAGCACAGAGGAAAGAACAGUUAAGGUGAAGUUGUCAGUUAUGUUUUGCCAUUUCUGAUAUGACCUUGAGCUAAGUCUUCCCCUCUCUGUUUGCCUUUCUUGGAAAGUAGGGAAAAUAAUUCUUGCCUGACAGAGCUUCCAGGGCCAAUGGAAAUCCUGGGUGUGAAAGUGCUUUGUGAACAGAGUAGAUAUAAAAGAAAUAAUAUAGCACAUGACCGAUCAUUGAUGAAAAAUAGAACAACUGUAAAGUAGAUGAGACAAGGUCUGAUCAUUGGAAGAAUGACUCAGGACACCUGCUGACUGGUUCUGAGAGGCAGAGAUGUUGGGAUGCUGUUCUUCCAGAAGACAGAGGGUUAGGCUGACCUUGCUCAGCAGCAGAGUUAUCUGAUCUUCCUGGGGUCUAGUAGGUUCAUGGAAAGGGAUUAUGUAGCCAGUCCUUUGCUCGUUUCUUUCCAGCUUUCCCAGGCUUGCAUUGUUUUGCAUCUUCAGCAUUGAGGGACCCUGGCAUGAGAAGGUCUUGUUAGUCCCAAUGACUUUGGCCAUACCGCUGUUGGUUUCCUUUGGGAUAAAUGAAGCUGCCUUUGGGACCCAUGAGGCCUGCAGUGCUACCCUAAGAAAGUCCAGUCCCAAGCCCAAGUUCAGCCUCCUAGCCUCUGACAUAUUGGUGGCAGGGUUUAUGGGAAAGAACAGUGAUUUGCCUCAAUUAUUGCUCAGAUCAGAAGCUUCCGGGGUUGUUGGAGGGACUGUCUAGAGGCAAAACCUGACAUCUAAAAUGGGUGAGGAUUAAAUGAGGAAACAGACAUGGGAGCGCUUUGGAAUGUGUCUAUUUCUCUCAAGACUGGAAUUACUAUAUGUUGUGUAGCUGGUGUGUACAUCCCAACCAGUGGGGUUUCUUUGUCUCAGGGAGGACAGGAUGUCAGUUUCAUAAGAAGUUUAUGUGUAAAGAAUACAUGUUAGAUCUUAGGGUAAAAGCAGAGAUAAGACAGGCUGUGAAGAUGGGCAGAGAAGGCUAGUUCCUGGAGGCUGUGAAAGACUGCAUGGCCAGAGGAGACCUGGGCACGCUCUGCUCCUGCCAGGGAGGCUAGUGCUCCCAGCAGGGAUGGCCAAUGGAACCUCUUCACUGUUUUAUCCCCCAAACAUCCUUCUGCUGGGAUCUAUGUCCCCAGCAGAAGCAGCACCAGAUCCAGUAUCAGGCAGGCAGGAUUUGGUUCUACUCAAUGUGUGACUGAGCAAAUAUCUCCAUUUCUCUGAAUAUCUGUUUCCUUGUUCAUAAAAUGGGGUAAGAACAACAGUACCAUCUACCGAGGUGGUCUGGACCAGAAGAAGACCAUAGUGAACAGCACUUGGUGAACCACUGAGUGCUGGGAAUAUUCAUUUUAUACCUUUCCUUUCCUCUACUGGAGGUGGAACUGCUCUCCUGGUUGGGACCUGGUUUGGGCUUUAGGAUACCUCAGCUGCAGCCCUAGUCUCUGAGAGAACAACUUUGGCCUGUAGGACGAAGGUGCCUUCUGAAUCCACUUCUCUCACAAACCAUCUCUUAGGUUGUGCCAAAGGCUCAUCUCUCAGAUGGAGGUCAGGAGGGUCAAGGGGACAGGAGGUCAAUGCACCAGUCAUAACCAGAGGCACCCCAAGAUAAAUGACUUUUCUUGGAAAGAUGUUACCAGUGCCUUGUCCCUGGCUAACAUGGUUCUGGGGCUCUUCUCCAUCUUCUGCAGUGUCAGCAGGAAACCCCAGUGUGCUUCCUGGAUGCUUCUGAUCAGCUUCCUGUUAGACAUGGCAGUAGGGGCUAUGACCAGACAACUCAACAUCUUCUGCAAACCAGGAGCUGAACUGAAUGACUUUGCUGUCUUCACCACCUUUGGCCUGGCCUCGGCCCUUCUUCUUGGCGUGGAUGGGCCUCUGAAUGGGUUCCUGGCCAUCAUCUAUGUGUUAACCACUUCUUUUCGCCUGUGUUUUUAUUCAUCUGCAGGAGUUUCCUUGUCCUAUAAGGGUCUACCCUGCCCCUACGCUUCCUGUGUUUUGGCUUCCACCUCCCUUCUGACCAAAGGCAACACUUUCAUUCUCUGCUGCAUGGCUUCACUUAUGAUUCUAUUCAUGAUAGACCAGAGCUACUACCCGUAUGAUGAAAUUUUGGAGUCAGACAAUUGGAAAAAAGUGGUUUAUAUGGGAGGUGUCUUCAUGCUGUUUUUCUCCCCAUUCUCUCUCACUGCUUUUUACUGCCUGAUGUGGUCACUCUCCUACAUCUUCUUUCCGGAUGCCCUGUGGGGCAGGACAGCCUGUUUUAGACUCUAGCACCGAGGAGCUGCAGCUCUACCAACUCCCGCCGACCUCUGUGGGGUUCGUGCCAGCACAUCGGGCCAAGCCUGGCCUUAACCUCACUAAAGCUUUUACUUGUGCUCGUGUCGUCAUUUGUUAGAUAAUGCAAUCUCUGUUGUCUUGAACCACAGCAACCCACAGUAGGCCUGGAAGUGGUUGCUUCUUUCUCUUUAUUCAGGGUUCUGAUUCUCUUUGAGGCAAGAUGUGUACACGUCAGGUGGAACAGAUUUUUUUUUUUCCAAGCUAAUUUGGGCUGAGUUUUUGUUCCAGCUCUGUCACUAGUUGGCUGACCUUGUGCAUUAAGGUGUAUCCCAUGGAAAGCAGAGAAAGCCUCCAGAGUUGGUAUAGCCUCUGCCUCAGCCCUGCUAGAUCAGACUUACACUAGUGUUGGGGUGGGCUUAUGUUUUACACCUGCAGACUCUGCAGAACCUGUCACAGGACAGUUACACUACCCGAUUGGAAUAAAAGUGGAGCCUUUUAACUUAAAAACUCUGCAUUUUAACAGUUCAAAGCCUCUGUCUGUUGCUUCCAUACAGAUCAGAUGCUUUGGCAGCACGGGGGCAUCCUCUGGCUUCCUGGAUCUCUUCCAUGUAUUUUCUUUCCUAAACUUUCAAAUACUAAACUAUAGAUAGUCAAAUGAUACUUCAUCUCCUAAAGUCCAGAUCAAAUAGAAAUAAACAGUAUUGUAUAGUAGAGUUGUACCUCACAGAGAACUUGGGUCCACUGGCUACAGUGAGCCCCCAGUGUGGCCUCACUGUGAUCCUGAUGGGACACCAAAAGAAUUGCUGGCAAAUUCUGCUCCUUGCCCAAAGGUGGCGCCAGAGCACCUUUUACCACACGUCUGACUGAAGUUUUCACAAGUGUAUGUGGUAAAUAUGCAUCAUAUCUACACUUGGAUUUCUUAAAAAUACCAAUCCAAAGAAUCCUACAUCACUCUGACUUGGCUAUAGAGAAGCAGGUAGUCAUGCCUCUAUCACAUCAUUUGUAUGUCAUCAUGGUUAGAUGAAUAGUCUGUG
This is a messenger RNA of Sciurus carolinensis (gray squirrel), 12045 nucleotides long. RefSeq names its product transmembrane protein 269 (gene Tmem269). The coding region runs from base 10280 to 11005 and encodes 241 amino acids. The record is from RefSeq and is a predicted model, not a curated record. Lineage: Eukaryota; Metazoa; Chordata; Mammalia; Rodentia; Sciuridae. The transcript has 6 exons.